Messenger RNA from Coniophora puteana RWD-64-598 SS2, 399 nucleotides. RefSeq lists its product as uncharacterized. The transcript has a single exon. The record is from RefSeq and is a predicted model, not a curated record. The annotation marks the transcript as partial. NCBI's taxonomy places the organism in Eukaryota, Fungi, Basidiomycota, Agaricomycetes, Boletales, Coniophoraceae.
GCACACAUCAAACCUCCCACUUUCCUAGUCAUCACAGAGUUUGUACCCACAUCUUUCGAACCCAGUUUGAAGGACAGGCUUGAAGAGGUACUCAUCAGCGCGGGCAUGCCCACCUCCGCCAUCACCUGGGCAGAGUGGAUCAAGAGAGUCAGCAAGCGCAAGCCAGGCCAACAAACAGCCCACCUCAAGAUGGUGUUCACAUCCACAGCGACCGCCAACCGGGCCAUCGAGGAGGGUUUGAUGAUUGAGGGGCAUCGCGUGUACUCAUGGAAGUCCCUCCCUGAACCCCCUUGGUGCUUCAAGUGCCAGUCCACAACAGGAGCCCAUCUGGCAGCCACAUGCCUGGCAGCGGAGUGGACGUGCGCGUCCUGCGCAGGCCCCCAUUGCACCAACCAGUGC